AUUAGGUAGUCAAACUCCAUUCAAGCUUCUAUAUCAAGCUCAUUUUGUACACACACAAGUUAAACCCAUAGCCCAAAAAACACAAAAAACUUUUGCCUUAUGCUGGACUCCCCCCUCUGAAGCUGGGACCACAAAAUUUACCAUCAAAGGCGGCAUCAUGUCAAAGGCCCUGGAAGGUGGCAAAUCAAGUGCAAUGGAGAGCACCAAGAAGCGAACUUCACAUAUCACACCCACUCACCGCCAGCUGGCAUACCUGGAUGAGCUCAAAACACACCUGCUCUUAAUGCGAGAGCGACAGGCGAUCUUUAUGGAACAAACGGCCAAAAUGCUAACCGGAAUCAGCUCCGUCAACAUGGUGGGUCAUGAGCCGACGGCUGAUGGAACCUCACCAUUGACGGAAGUGAACGAGGGUGAAGCCAGGAGUUCCCAGAGCAAUCCCAAUAUCAAACAGCUAAUCCAGAGAUUCGAGGAUCUACGCCAGAGCUCGCAGAAAUUUACCGAUUUGCCAGAUGUUCCCGAAGAGCUCAUCAACGUGGAUGUGCGUCGCAUCCUUCAAGGCUACGAAAAGCUGAUCGAGGAAGGCAACAUCAUUCAGCAGUCGUGGCUCCUGCUCAAGAAUUCCACUGAGACUUGUGUGCGUUUUGCCAACAAUGGUGUGUUUUUCGAAGACCAAGCCAAACCAAGUAAUCCAACCAAGACCAAAUUGAGAAUCGCAGAGGUUUCCGAUGUGGCAGCAAGGGGUAGUAUGCAGGUGAUCAUGUCGCCAGAUGAGGGUCGUAUGUCACAGGAUCCAAACGGUGGCCACGGUCCAGAGCUCUUGGACAAAGAUUGGGAGCUCUUUGAGGCCAAAAAGGGUGUCAAGAAUAGCUCCAAGAACCGUGGCCAUCCUCGUAUGGGACCCUUCCUGCGGCUCAUUUUCCGACUACUACCACUACAUUGUGGUAUUAAAUCCUCCAAGAAGCCGACCAAGAAAUGCUCUUCCACCUUGACUGUCAGAGUGCCUACCAAAAAGCCUGGAAAGACCAGAAUGCGCAGCCUGCUCCAGAAUCCAAUCACACAAAAUGCACAAGUAGAAAUGCAGACCUAAUCCCAUUCCAUACACCAAACUAAUACCCCUAAAAAUAUCCCAAUAAAACCCGCACACACCAAAAAACCCGCAUAAAUCAAUGGGCAACACCAGCCAUCAGCGUG
This is a messenger RNA of Drosophila serrata, 1191 nucleotides long. RefSeq lists its product as uncharacterized. The record is from RefSeq and is a predicted model, not a curated record. NCBI's taxonomy places the organism in Eukaryota, Metazoa, Arthropoda, Insecta, Diptera, Drosophilidae.